This is a messenger RNA of Anthostomella pinea, 1014 nucleotides long. NCBI's taxonomy places the organism in Eukaryota, Fungi, Ascomycota, Sordariomycetes, Xylariales, Xylariaceae. The record is from the annotation of a GenBank genome assembly.
AUGGCGAUUCCUGAAACCUUCAAGGCGGCGCUCGUGACCAAAUCAGGCGCCGAGAACACCAUCACCGACCGAUCCCUGCCUCCCCUGGAGACCGGCGAGGUCGGCAUUAAGAUCACCGCCACGGCGAUCAACCCCGUCGACUGGAAGCUGCGCGAAAUAUCAGGCUUCCUCAAGGAGUUCCCACUGAUAUUCGGAACCGACGCAGCGGGCGAGAUCGCGGCGCUGGGGCCCGGUGUCUCCUACUUUGCCGUUGGGGACUGCGUCUUCUUCCAAGGGAUAAUCUACAAGAAUAAUUUCUCGACGUUCCAGCAGUAUUGCAAGAUGCCGACCCACUUGCUUGCCCGGACCCCAAGCAGCGUCACCGACGAGCAAGGCUAUGGCAUGAGUGCACCCUGGGAUGAAGGUGGUGACAAGGCAGGGAACGGCAAGGCGGUUGUGAUCCUGGGUGGCAGCUCAUCCGUUGGCCAGUACGCAUUUCAGAUGGCAAAGCUGUCGGGCUUCGAAAAGAUCGUGACAAAUUCGAGCGCGGAGCACAUCGAGUUUUUGAAGGGUCUGGGCGCGGACGUCGUCCUCGAAAGAGGAUCCAAGGACGCGACUGAAGACUUCGUGGCAGCCAUCGGCGACUUGCCACUCGCUUUUGUCUACGACGCCAUCUCGGCCAAGGCAACCCAGGCCCAGGGUGUCAAGAUCUUGCAGGCCGCCAACGCCAAAGACAGCUGUGUCGUCACCGUCCUGCCAGCGGACUCGGAAGCGGAGGAGCUGGGAAAGUCCCAUGAACCAAAGGUAGCCGUUAAGGCCAUAUGGGGUGCCGGUAGUGAUCCCAACCUUCUUUUUCUGAGUGAGCCUCUGAUGAAGCAUCUUGGUGGGGAGGAGGGUUGGAUAGCGAAGGGACGCUUCGUACCCAACCGUACGGUGGUGGUCCCGGGUGGCCUUGGUGCUCUUGAAGCCACGUUGGCAAAGAACAAGGAGGGCAUCUCUGGCCGCAAGUUCAUCAUCAAGCCCUCCGAAACAUAG